Penicillium angulare is the source of this 714-nucleotide messenger RNA. Its product is annotated as HAD family hydrolase. The transcript is spliced from 4 exons. The record is from RefSeq and is a predicted model, not a curated record. Bases 1 to 714 code for a protein of 237 amino acids. Gene Ontology annotation, molecular function: sugar-phosphatase activity; beta-phosphoglucomutase activity. Lineage: Eukaryota; Fungi; Ascomycota; Eurotiomycetes; Eurotiales; Aspergillaceae.
AUGUCAUCCACCACAGGGACUUUCUCCGCUCCUGCUCAAGUCCACACCUUUGACGGCGUUCUAUCGGACUUCGAUGGAACAAUUGUAGACUCUACAGACGCUAUCGUGAAGCACUGGCACCAAAUUGGUGACGAGCUCGGUGUUGACCCUAAGACCAUUCUAGCCACCUCCCACGGCCGCCGAAGCAUCGAUGUGAUGCAACUAUACGACAAGACCAAAGCCAACUGGGAGUAUGUGAACUUCAUCGAAGGCCGGAUUCCCCAACAAUAUGGUUCCGACGCCGUCGAGAUCCCUGGUGGACGCGACCUCCUCACAGAAUUGGAAACCGCCGGUGCCAAAUGGGGCGUCGUUACGUCAGGAACUUCAGCACUUAUUGAUGGAUGGCUGGGUGUCCUCGGUCUUGCGAGACCAAAGAUGCUCGUUGUUGCGCAGGAUGUUCCGCUAGGCAAACCCGACCCACGCUGCUACCUGCUCGGCCGUGAGAAGCUGGGACUCGGUGACUCGACAAACAUUGUUGUGUUGGAGGAUGCGCCAUCUGGUAUCAAGGCUGGAAAGGCCGCAGGAUUCAAAGUGAUUGCGCUGACAACGACACACUCACUGGAGAAACUUCAGGGAGCGGGGGCAGACUGGAUUGUACAGGACUUGCGCAGCGUCUCGGUGAAGGCGAUGGUUGAUGGGCGCGUACAGCUUGAGAUCACGAAUGCGUUUCAAUGA